AGCAUAUGAUGUAAAUUCCACAAAACAAGUAUAAAGCAAAACAAACCAUGUAGUACGUUUUCAUCUCACAAAACAACAAUAAUCACACAAAACAACAAUCAGAGCUCAACUCAUAUGGCAGAAAUUGCACUGUCUUUAGUUAUUGAUCAACUAAUUCCACUGUUAAGGAAAGAAACCAAGCUGGUUAGAGGCAUUCACAAGGAGUUUAAAGACAUUAAAGAUGAACUUGAAAGCAUUCAAGCAUUCAUUAAGGAUGCGGAUAAAAGAGCUGAAGGAGACAACACCAGUGAAGGAGUCAAAACUUGGGUGAAGCAAGUUAGGGAAGUAGCGUUUCGCAUAGAAGAUAUCAUUGAUGAUUAUUUGAUUCGGGUGGUACAAGUACAACAGCCUCGUGUUCCUGGUUGUGUAGCUUUACUCCAUAAGCUCAAAACUAUGAUCCCUCGCCGUCAAAUAGCAUAUGAGAUUCAAGACAUCAAGUCAUCUGUUAUUGGGAUCUCAGAAAGAAGUAAAAGAUACGAGUUCCAACGUUCGCUUGAACAAGGAUCCAGUAACUCUAGAGGAAGCCGCAAUGCCAAUUGGAAUGACCCUCGAUUGGCUGCUCUUUACAUUGAGGAAGCUGAAGUUGUGGGCUUUGAAGCACCAAGAAAAACAUUGAUUGAUUGGAUGGUAAAGGGAAGGGAAGAACUCACUGUUGUUUCCGUAGUGGGAAUGGGAGGGCAAGGAAAAACAACUCUUGCCAAGAAAGUUUUUGAUGACAAAGAUAUUAUUGGACACUUUGAUUGUCGUGUAUGGAUCACAGUGUCUCAAUCAUAUAAUGCUGAAGGGUUGUUGAGGGACAUGCUGCAAAAGUUUUACAAACAACAAGGAGAAGUUCCUCCUCAAAGUAUUUAUCAAAUGGAUCGAGCAUCAUUGAUUGACGAAGUCAGAAACUGCUUGCAGCAAAAGAGGUAUGUUGUCGUGUUUGAUGAUGUUUGGGGUUUACAUUUUUGGAAUGAUAUUGAAUUUGCUGUAAUUGAUAAUAAAAAUGGAAGUAAGAUAUUGAUCACAACAAGGAACCAAGAUGUUAUUGAUUCUUGUAAAAGAUCUUCCUUCACUGAAGUGCUUCAGUUGGAAUCUUUAACACAAGAACAAUCCUUGGAGUUGUUCAAUAAGAAGGCAUUUAGAUUCUACUAUGGUGGAUGCUGUCCAAAGGAACUCAAUCAUAUAGCUUAUGAAAUUGUUAAAAAAUGCAAGGGAUUACCAUUAGCAAUUGUUGCCAUUGGUGGUCUUUUGUCUACAAGAGAUAAAAAUGUGUUUGAGUGGAAGAGAUUUAGUGAAAAUCUAAGUUUAGAACUAAAGAAAGAUAAACAUUUAUUUGGGAUAAGAGAUAUUUUAGGUUUAAGUUUCAAUGAUUUACCUUACUAUCUCAAAUCAUGCUUGUUGUAUUUCGGAAUAUAUCCAAAAGCAUAUGAAGUUAACUUAAAGAGAGUGACUCGACAAUGGAUAGCUGAAGGGUUUGUGAAGGAGGAAAGAGGAAAGACUUUGGAGGAAGUUGCAGAAGAAUAUUUAAAAGAGUUGAUUCAUAGAAGCUUGGUGCAAGUAUCUUCGCUUAGAAUUGAUGGUAAAGCUAAAUGUUGCCGUAUUCAUGAUCUAAUACACAAUAUGAUUCUUGAGAAAAUUGAGGAUUUAAAUUUUUGCAAGCAUAUUAGUGAAGAUGGACAGUCAUCCUCAAGUGGAAACACUCGGCGCUUAUCAAUAAUAACCACUUCCGAUGAUUCAUUGGAGUGUAUUGAAAGCUCAAAUAUUCGGUCCCUGUUUUUUCUUACAGAAAACAAAAUAAACGAUUCACUCGUAUACUUUGCCAAAAGAAUCCCUAGAAAAUAUAGGUUGCUGAAGGUUCUUGAUUAUCAAUUUGUUCCAUUAGGGAAAGUUCCUGAUAAAUUGGGAAUUUUGAACCACUUGAAGUUUUUAAGCUUAAGGCAUACAUUUGUAAGUGAAGUCCCAAAAUCUAUCGGCAUGCUCCAGAACCUAGAGACGUUGGACGUAAGGAAUACAAGUGUCUUUGUGUUGCCAAAGGAGAUUAGCAAGCUUAGAAAGCUAAGACAUCUUUUGGGUGAAUUGUCUUUAAUUAAAUUAAAGGAUGGUCUUGGAGAGAUGACAUCCCUAGAAACGUUAGAUCGGGUUUUAAGUAUACCUAAGGAGGUAAUUAAAGAGUUAGGAAGACUGAAGCAGAUUAGGGUAUUGGUAUUGUAUGUUCAUGCAAAAUACGGAAGCAUUCUAACUUCCUCACUCAAUGAAAUGCAACAUUUGGAGAAACUAUAUAUUCAAUCUCCAAAAUAUCCUCAAGUUAUUGAUUUGCAUUUGAUUUCAUCACCAACUAUGCUUCAAAAGCUUACACUAAUUGUGAGGUUACAAAACUUGCCAGUGUUGAUUCCAGAGCUUCAAAAUCUAGUUGUGUUGAGGUUGACAAACUCACGGUUAACCAAAGAUCCAAUGGAAUCACUAAAAGGUUUGCAACACUUGUUGAUCCUCCAUCUACGGUGUGAGGCAUAUGAAGGUUUAGAUUUGCAUGCUGAAGCUGGAGGGUUUCAGAAACUAAAGGAAUUGUAUGUUAGAGAUUUAUAUGCACUGCAAGAUAUUAUUAUCGACAAAGGAGCACUUCCUUCUCUGAAAAAGCUGAGUUUAUUCGAACUCUUUAGAUUGAACCAUAUACCCACCGGCAUCAAACACUUGGAGAAGCUUGAAGCUCUCUAUAUAUCUUAUGUUCAAUUUUUGGAGCACAAUUCUACUGAGGAUUGGAUCAUGGAGCAUGUGCCCUUUUUCAGAAUUGUUACCAAAAAUGGGAAGAUUAUUGAAAACUCAAGGAGUUAGAAAUCAAGCUGGGAAAAAAAGGUGUUGGCCAGUUGGGCUUCAAAUUCAAGUGCAGUGGCAAUUCAGAUUCUACAUAGUAUUGACUACAAACAAUUUUAGACUUAUUUUCUAUCCUCAAUAAAAUUUAUGUUUUUUCUUUCUUUAAUCAUGGUGUUGGAAAUUUCUAAAUAUUGUUUGUUUUUUUAUAAUAUUUGAGUUGUGUGUAUUUAGUUUGUAGUGCCUUGUAUGUAAUGACAUGUUAUGAGAGCUUCUUUUUUAUAAAUACCAAAGAUAAAGUACAUGAGAUACUCUACGUACCAGCUGUUGUGAGAUAAGUCAAAUAGUUCUUCACCAAAACAAACAAAAUUACAAGAAAAACCCAAGCCAAAAAGAACUAUCUAUUUAUACAAUCAAUGGGUUAACACACACACCACUCAUAAAAUAAGCAAGAGUUGAUCUUCUUAGACAAAAGCCACUUCCAAGAAGCUAUAGUUUAACCAUUUCAAAAAUUUGGAUUGGCUCCAAAACUAUUGACUUGAAGAUCCUCUCAUUUCGAGUCCGCCAAAGAAGCCAAACAACCGCAUGCCAAAUUAAAAGCACUCCGUUUUUUUCCUUGUUUCCCUUUCCUAAAAGGAGUUAGAAAACUAACCAACAAGGAAGAAAUGGCCUCCGGCAAAACCAUGGUUAAACCAAACCAACGAUACACCAUACCCCAAACCUCCCUCGCUACCGGACAAGUGACAAAUAAAUGAUUCUCCGAUUCAAUAGCCCCUCCACACCCCACGCACAAGGUUGCCUCCCCGGUUGGAAUUACACCGCGAUACGCUAAAUUAGUUCUAGUAGGAAACCUUCUGAAGUUUUGAGAAGACUUUGCCAAGAAAAAACUAUAACCUUUGAUGGUGCCCAACACCUUCAAAUUUGUACGAUAACACGAAUCGGAGCCAAAACCAUGGAAGCAGAGGAAGGAUGAAAUUUUUGAUAAAGAAAAGAGUAGUUAGAACUAACCGUAUAAACUCCUCAUUGACAUGAGACCAAGAAUCAUCCUCCUUUGUGAUUAAAAUCGGUUCAAUUAACGCCAAAAAUUCCCUAUACAACUCCUCCCAUGUGAAGCUUCAUGUUGAUUUUCUAGCUUUAUAAGAGCUUCAUGUUCAAGAAUUGUGAGUGUUGUUGAUUUUCUAGCUUAUUGUUCAAACAUUUUAUAUGGGUUUUUUUUGUGUUUUUAUAUUGCUGAAUUACGUAUUAAAAAAAUAGUGAUUUUGAUGUAAAAUAAUUUAGAGAUUAGUUUUUAUAGAUUUUUUAGAAAAGUUGAAUUUAAUUUGUAUUUGUUUAUUAUAAUAAAAAUCACUUUUUUUAAAUAAAAUAAUCUUUAUGGAUACAACUUAUAAAAGUGAUUUUUUUUA
Trifolium pratense (red clover) is the source of this 4229-nucleotide messenger RNA. Its product is annotated as disease resistance protein RPM1-like. The transcript is spliced from 2 exons. Gene Ontology annotation, biological process: defense response to other organism. NCBI's taxonomy places the organism in Eukaryota, Viridiplantae, Streptophyta, Magnoliopsida, Fabales, Fabaceae. Gene Ontology annotation, molecular function: ADP binding. Bases 115 to 2850 code for a protein of 911 amino acids. The record is from RefSeq and is a predicted model, not a curated record.